AUGAAACUUUGGACAUCUCCCUGGGUGUCUUGCCUGGUGAUUCUCCUCUUGUGUUUUGGAUCAGAUUGCGGGACAGUCCGGAGAAAGGGGAGAUCCAAGAGGGAGUUAGUGCGCAUUAGGGAGGCGAAAGCCACCAUCCCAGGGGCUUGUGCCACACGUCUGCCCCGGGGCAAACGCUCUUUGCCCGGCUUGGAGCGACGGGUGCUCCGGCAGCGGCGGCGCUCCUGUCUGGCGGAUGAAAACUCUCCAGAGCGGGGGAAAGCGGUCUAUUUCACCGGCAGAGGGGACCAGCUACGGUUGAAGCCUGGCGUGGAGAUACCCCGAGGAAAUUUCACUCUGGAGAUGUGGAUCAAGCCGGAGGGAGGUCAACGAUCACCCACAGUGAUUGCAGGCCUCUAUGACAAAUGCUUCUACGCCUCCAGUGACCGAGGCUGGCUGCUUGGCAUCCAGGCCGUCAGCGAGCAUGGGAACCGUGACCCCCGCUUCUUCUUCUCCCUUAAAACCGACCGUGCUCACAAAGUGACCUCCAUCCACUCCAACGCUCGCUAUGUCCCGAACCAUUGGGCACAUGUGGCAGUUACGUACGACGGCGUGUACAUGAAGCUCUUUGUCAACGGCGCCCAAGUUGGCGUCAGUCGUGAGCAAUCGGGUGACAUCUUCAGCCAUUUGACCAAAAAGUGCAAAGUUCUAAUGAUUGGUGGGAAUGCACUGAAUCACAAUUACAGGGGGGCUGUGGAGAGGGUGGGUUUAUGGCGGCAGGCCCGAGGGCAAAGGCAGAUUAUCAGGGAUAUGCAGGGUCAUGAGGACUGCCUAGAUCUACCUCACCUGGUUAUUCGAGAAACAUUCGAGCACCCAGGUCGAAAGUGGCUUACUGUCAAAGAUGGUAGUUUUCCCCAGCCAGUACAAGGGGGAAUUGGAAAUUCUGAGGAAUUAUUGGACACUAAACUAGAGCCGCCUGCUUGUGGUCAAACAGUCUGCGACAAUGUCGAGGUCAUCAAAAACUACAACCAGCUUUGGACCUUUCGUCGACCCAAGAAAAUCCGAUAUCGAGUCAUAAACAUUUGGGAUGAUGCAGGGAAGAGGCCGACUGUAUCAGACCACCAGAUCAGCCUGCAGCACCAGCAGCUAAAUGAUGCCUUUAGCCCCUACAACAUCACAUGGGAGCUUAGCAUUCACAAUGUCACCAAUUCCUCCCUCCGAAACCGGUUGAUUCUCGCAAACUGCGACAUCAGCAAAGUUGGGGAUGAUGCAUGCGACCCAGAAUGCAACCAUCCGCUGACAGGCUAUGAUGCAGGGGAUUGUAUGUCUGGACACCGGAGUCGAUGCCCCGAGCACAAGCAGGGGAAUGGUGUAUGUGAUCCUGAAUGUAACUGGGAAAACUUCUUCUAUGACCUCGGUGACUGCUGUAAUCCCAAUGUGACGGAUGUGACGAAGACCUGCUUCAACCGCUCCUCUCCUCACAAGGCCUAUUUGGAUGUAAAAGAGCUGAAAGAGAUCCUGCAUUUGGACGGCUCGACUCACCUGAACGUCUUCUUUGCCAACUCUUCUGAUGAAGACCUGGCGGGGGUUGCCACUUGGCCCUGGGACAAAGAGGCGCUCACACAUUUGGGUGGAAUUGUGCUCAACCCUUCCUUCUAUGGUACAUUCGGCCACACUGACACCAUGGUCCACGAGAUCGGCCACAGUCUCGGACUCUACCACGUGUUUCGAGGCAUUUCAGAGAUCGAGUCUUGCAAUGAUGGGUGUUUGGAGACUGAGCCAUCAAUGGAGACAGGAGAUCUGUGUGCAGACACCAACCCCACUCCCAAAUACAAAGGCUGCCAUGAUCCAGAACCGGGCAACGAAACCUGUGGCUGUCGGCAUUUCACGCACACGCCGUUUAACAACUACAUGAGUUAUGCAGAUGACGCCUGCACAGACUCCUUCACACUGAACCAAGUGGCCAGGAUGCACUGCUACCUGGAUCUCAUCUACCAGACCUGGCAACCCGCCUCCAAACCUCCUCCGGUACCCAUGGCGCCCCAAGUUGUAGAGCAGCAUCAUAACUCCAUCACCCUGGAAUGGUUUCCACCCAUAUCUGGACACUUUUACGACAGAGAAGUGGGAUCAGUGUGUGAUAAAUGCACUGAGGGGGGAGUUCUGCUGCAGUACGCUUCCAAUUCCUCCUCCCCAAGGCCAUGUGCACCCUCUGGACACUGGUCCCCACGAGAGGCAGAAGGCCCCCCAGAUGUGGAGCAGGCUUGCGAGCCAAGUGUACGCACCUGGAGUCCCAAUGCAAGAAUCGAGCAAGGUGUCGUUGGCCUGUCUGAGUGCCCUCUCCAGGGCUGCAUGCUUCAGCUAGAGUUCCUCCACCCACUUGUACCAGACUCCCUGACUGUGUGGGUCACCUUCUUCAGCCCUGAGGAAACAGCGCUACCAGCAAUCCACAACAUCUUACUGCUGACUGUCAGUGGGAACAACAUUUCACUGGGCCCUAGUAAUGUCUUUUGUGACACUCCAUUAACACUGAAGCUGGACAUAGAGGAAGAGGUGUGCGGGGUUCAGUUUUUCACUAUGGAGCAACACCUUGAGAUUGAUGCCACCCUUUUGGCAUCCAAGCCAGACUGCACACUCUGUAGGCACUGCCAACCACAUCGCUACCGCCUACUACGGCAACCACCUUUCACCCAUGCACCACACGGCCUUUUACUGAAUGAACCCUCUCGCCGAUACACCGACAGGGAUGUGGUGCCCCACGUUGCGUACACCUAUCAGGUCCAAACCAUCUCCAGCCGCAGUGAGAGUGAGCCUUCCCCACCUUUGGUGCACGAAGUUGGGGCACCUUACUGUGGGGAUGGGCGCAUCCAGAGUUCCAAAGGAGAGGAAUGUGAUGAUGGGAACUCUAUAAAUGGUGAUGGCUGCUCCAGUCAGUGCAAGAAAGAGCCGUUCUUCAACUGUAUUGAGGAGCCCAGCAUGUGCUACUACUACGAUGGCGACGGUGUUUGUGAAGACUUUGAAAGAGAGACUGGGGUGAGGGACUGUGGCCUCUACACCCCUAACGGUUUCCUUGACCAGUGGGCCUCCAGCGUGGACGUCUCCCACGAGGAGAAGCCUUACUGCUCCGGGGAGGUGUCUGCUGGAUAUCCUGCUGUCACUAAGACGUGCCAGUCCAAGGUGUUUGAUCUAUCUGAUGGAGUGUCCCAGUACGCCUGGUUCCCCUGUCGAGAGGCCCAUGAAUCAUCCUGGGGAUAUCCUAACUACUGGCUGAAGGCGUACUUUUCUCAUCCCAUGGUGGCGGCAGCAGUGAUUAUACAUCUGGCUGCUGAUGGGACGGGCUACAUUGACCAGACUCAGUGCAACAUCACUGUUCAGCUGAUUGACACCAAGGAAGGCAUCCAUAGUCUAGGUGAGUGGCGUCUCAGCUGUCGCACCAACCCUUUAGUGAUCCCGGUGAGUCACGACCUGUCAGUGGCCUUCUAUCACACCAAGGCUAUCCUGGUCAUGUUCGCCUCUCGCCUCGUGGCCAUCUCUGGCGUUGGCCUGCGCUCCUUUCAGUCCUUCGACCCCAUCACGAUCAGCGGCUGCCAGAGCAAUGAGAUCUACAACCCCACAGGCCAGAGUUGUGUACAUUAUUCGUGCGAAGCCAUUGACUGCCAGGAACCCUUAAUCCGCAAUGCAGAGCUCAAGUGCAGUAGCCCCGGCCGGCACUUCUACAACGGAGACCGCUGCACCAUCUCCUGCAACUCUGGCUACGUCCUGCAAAUCCACCAGGACGAUGACAUCAUCAAGAGCCAGUCGGAUUCUUCAGUUACUAUAACCUGUGCAAACGGGAAGUGGAACAAGCAGGUGUCAUGUGAGCCGGUGGAUUGCGGUUUGCCAGACAAAUACCAUGUCCAUCCAGCAAAUUUCAGCUUCCCUGAGGGUACCACCUAUGGCAAGAAAAUAACCUUUCAGUGCAAAGAGCCUGCCCAGCUAAUAGGUACAAACAACACUCUGUACUGCCUUGAAGAUGGUCUUUGGUCCUUCCCUGAAGCACUCUGUGAGCUUCGCUGCCCUGCUCCUCCUCCUGUACCCAACGCCGUGCUGCAGACCAAGCGCUGCAAUGAGACGGGCCUCAAAGUGGGCACGCUCUGCAAGUACAAGUGCAAGCCAGGCUACCAUGUUGCCAACAAACCUAAGAGGCGCGCAUUUAAGCGUCAGUGCACCGAGGAUGGCAGCUGGCUAGAGGGGGCAUGCGAGCCUGUGACUUGUGAUCCCCCACCUCCCAUCUUCCAUGGCUCCUAUCACUGCACCGACGGCUUCCGUUUCGACAGCGUCUGCAGACUCAACUGCACCGAUCCUGCUGGUAAUACUGCUAUCGCCGCCACAGGAGGCUCUGCCCAUACGGUGAGGCUGCUGCACGCUCCAUGCAAGCAGGGGGCAGGGUCCAAUGUGAUCCGCUGUAAGAAAGAUGGGAACUGGACAGGGUCAUUCCGCCUGUGCCCGCACAGCAAAGGACAGUGUUCAUUACCUCAGAACCUCCAUUAUAGCCUACAGUACUCGUGCAGGAGAGGACACGGAAUAGGUGAGGAGUGUGAGCUGACAUGCCGAGAGAGCAACAACGAAGUGGUGAUCCUGCCCAGCAACAUGACAGUAGAAAGUGUUCUAAAGGAGCACUGGAGGAACCCUCACAAAGUCAAAAGUAUAGUCUGCACUAUGGGACUGAAGUGGUAUCCACACCCAGAAUUGCUCCACUGCAUCAAAGGAUGUGAGCCAUUCAUGGGAGACAACUACUGUGAUUCGAUCAACAACAGAGCCUUCUGUAACUACGAUGGAGGAGACUGCUGCCAAUCCACUGUCAAGACCAAGAAGGUGAUCCCAUUCCCCAUGUCCUGCGACAUACGGGAUGAAUGCUCCUGUCGGGAUCCCAACGCCAUAGAGAACAGAAAGGAUGAACACGUCCACUCCCUGGGGUGA
Molecule: messenger RNA, 4935 nt
Organism: Cheilinus undulatus (humphead wrasse)
Lineage: Eukaryota; Metazoa; Chordata; Actinopteri; Labriformes; Labridae
Gene: pappaa
Product: pregnancy-associated plasma protein A, pappalysin 1a
Exons: 22
Coding region: 1-4935 (1644 amino acids)
Molecular function (GO): protein binding; metallopeptidase activity
Source: RefSeq, a predicted model, not a curated record